CGCAGACAAUUGAACACGUGUGGCGAUCGUAAGCGGCCCAUCACUCUGACUUGGCCAUCUAGCGGAAUGCAGACGACAACGAAAUUGUUUUCCCCUCAUUGGAUAGCAUCAUAUUUAGGCAGGAUUUCUGUGUCUUUUAUGACAACAAACCAAAAUGGUGCAAACUUCUGCAACUGAAGCUACCCAAGCAUUGAACAGUUUUUGGCCCAAAGUUGCUGAAGAUAUCAAAAUUCUGAACAAUAAUGACUUUAAGCAACAAGAGCUGCCACUGGCUAGAAUCAAGAAGAUUAUGAAACUUGAUGAUGAUGUUAAAAUGAUAAGCGCAGAGGCACCUGUCUUAUUCUCAAAGGCAGCAGAACUAUUCAUCACUGAAUUGACUUUACGGGCUUGGAUUCAUACCGAAGAUAACAAGAGACGUACACUACAGAGGAAUGAUAUAGCUAUGGCAAUCUCCAAGUAUGACCAGUUUGACUUCCUCAUUGAUAUUGUGCCAAGAGAUGAGUUGAAACCCCAAAAAGCAAGAGAAGAAACACCUUCAAGACCUGCAUCAAACAUUCCUGACCAGGUCCAGUACUAUCUUCAGCUUGCUCAACAAAAUCAACAAGCACUUCAGCAAGCAACCCAGCAACCUCAAGCUGCAACAUUAGGAGCUGGUGCGAUAAGUGGUCAGCAGCAAACAAUUCAAAUUGUUCAAGGUGGGGGCCAAAUUCAAACCAUAAGUGUGAUGCCUGGAACUCAGUUGGUUCAAACAGCUCCACAGGCAGCAGCUGCUGCAACUCCCAUAUCCAUUACAAAUUCUCCUAGUGCACCACAACAACCUGCUCCACAGCUAGCACUUCAGGGAUUAAGUAUUCAGCAACAUCAGCAGCAACAGCAACAGCAGCAGCAACAACAGCAGCAACAACAGCAGCAACAACAGCAGCAACAACAGCAACAGCAAACACAGCAACAACAACAGCAGCAACAGCAACUUGGUGGAAUCCAAAUUGUGCAGCAAAUUGUUGGCCCCAAUGGAGAAAUUCAACAAAUCCCACUUCAGUUAUCAGCACAGCAACUACAAAUGAUUCGGAUGCAACUUGGAGCAGCCGGAAAUGGACAACAGAUCGUUCUGCAAGCUGCCGCCCCACAGCAAGGUCAACAGGAGUAGUAUUAUUGGUGAAAAGUUUUGGAACAUUGCUUUUAUAAAGUUUGAUUUCUGAAUUUGUACAAAUUAACGGGUUGGGCAUCAGUUGGAAUGUGUUAGAAGUGGGAAAUACAUGAUGCUUUGAAAGCUAA
Daphnia carinata is the source of this 1275-nucleotide messenger RNA. It is a transcript of the gene Nf-YC, whose product is annotated as nuclear transcription factor Y subunit gamma-like. NCBI's taxonomy places the organism in Eukaryota, Metazoa, Arthropoda, Branchiopoda, Diplostraca, Daphniidae. The coding region runs from base 155 to 1147 and encodes 330 amino acids. Gene Ontology annotation, molecular function: DNA-binding transcription activator activity, RNA polymerase II-specific; protein heterodimerization activity; DNA binding. Gene Ontology annotation, biological process: regulation of DNA-templated transcription. Gene Ontology annotation, cellular component: CCAAT-binding factor complex; nucleus. The transcript is spliced from 5 exons. The record is from RefSeq and is a predicted model, not a curated record.